Molecule: messenger RNA, 1213 nt
Organism: Panicum virgatum (switchgrass)
Lineage: Eukaryota; Viridiplantae; Streptophyta; Magnoliopsida; Poales; Poaceae
Exons: 1
Coding region: 136-924 (262 amino acids)
Source: RefSeq, a predicted model, not a curated record
GCGACCACCCCGACCGCGCUGGGCUGCUGCGGCAGCGAGCACAGUAUAAAACCCAGCCGCCACCGCCCGCCCAGCGCCCACAACCCAGUCGCGCCGCGAGACCCAGAGCCUCCCCUGUCCGUCCCCCCUCCCCGAAUGGAGCAGCCGAACCAAGCUGCUGCUGCGGCGGCGGCGUCGGCAGCGGCCGCGGAGCGGACCAUGGAGUUGUACGACGCCUGCUGGUUCCGCCACCUCGUGCUGCUCCCGCCCCCCUCCACCGCGGCGCCGGAGCGCGAGGCGGACCGCGCGCCGGCGGGGCCGGUUCCCGCGUCGAGCCCCACGGCCGGCGCCGGCGGCGGGCUGCGGCACCGGCGGACGCGGAGCCACGAGGCCACCGCGGCCGCGUUCCAGGGCCUGGAGCCGCUCCUGCUCCCCGCCGACAGCGGCAACCGCGCGCGCCUCGAGACCAUCCUCUCGGGCAAGGACGGCCUCGCCGCGGCCGCGCCGCCGGAGCGGAGGCGGCGGCCCGCCGGGGGCGGGCAGCGGCGGCGGCGGCGCGGGCGGAGCCUGUCGGAGCUGGAGUUCGAGGAGGUCAAGGGCCUGCAGGACCUCGGCUUCACCUUCUCCGACGCCGAGGUGGACGCCGAGCUCGCGUCCAUCGUGCCGGGCCUGCGCCGGAAGCGGUCCGAGGAGGAGAACCGGGCCACCGCGUCGGCUCCCGCAGCGCCGCGGGACGCGCCGUCCUCCUCCUCCUCCGCCCCGCCGGAGGACGCCGCCCAGGCGCCGAGGAGGCCGUACCUCUCGGAGGCGUGGGACGACGACGAGGAGGAAGCGGAGGUCAGGAGGGCGCUGCGGAACUGGCGGAUCCCGCCGCCCGGCGACGGCAACGACCUCAAGGAGCACCUCCGGAUGUGGGCGCACACCGUGGCCUCGGCCGUCCGGUGACGCCCGCCGCCGUGAACGGUGGGUGAAGCCACAUCCCAGGUCUUCCCUUUUUGAUUCAUCCACAGACACCAUUAGUGGUUGCCAAGUUAAUUUGGUGACAAAAUCAAGUGUAAAUGUUUUCUGCGACUUGCUUGUAUGUACAUCAUUUCUUCGGAUUUUGAGCAUCUAUCUAUCUAGUGUGUACUAGUCUAGAAGAUUAGAACCACGAAAGUGGAAUUCUUUUGCAAGAAGCAAAAGGAAAUGAACACGUGAAAAAUUAAAGGUGAAUGAAAGAAGAUGAUUUCAUCUG